This is a messenger RNA of Acaulospora colombiana, 2844 nucleotides long. The record is from the annotation of a GenBank genome assembly. NCBI's taxonomy places the organism in Eukaryota, Fungi, Glomeromycota, Glomeromycetes, Diversisporales, Acaulosporaceae.
AACGUUAUCGAACACAACUACUGGCAGACAAGCACCGUUAAGGAGUGGGAUGACGAGGGCAUCCGGACAGCUAUCAAAUUUUUCCGAAACGAUAAGGGUGGCGAAUACUCUUCCAAAGCACUUGAGAAUUUCUGCAAAGACCAUGGCAUUAGUCUCGAACGCACCAUCAGGGACACGCCACAGCAGAAUGGAGUUGCCGAGAGAUUCAAUCGCACGCUAGCUGAAGCAGUCACUUCCAUGCUCUCGCAAUCCAAGCUACCGCCAUCCUUCUGGGCCGAUGCUGUGGGCGCAUAUACACAUAUACACAACCGACUCCCAUCCCAUUCUAGAGGCAACAAGACACCCUAUGAAAUGUGGAACGGAAAAAUCCCCUCAGUUGCUCACAUUAGAGUGUGGGGUUGUCUCGCGCACGUACACUUGCAAAAGGAUCAAAGGAAACAGCUGGAGCCGCACUCGCGUCGAUGCGUGUUCAUUGGCUAUCCUAUUGACUACAAGGGGUGGAGGUUCCUAGACCUCAAGACACGCCGAGAAUUCAUCUCGGACUCGGCGGUCUUUGAUGAAGACCAGCUUCCAGGUCUCACGCAUACCGAUAUACCAUUCCCAUCCCCCUCCUCAACCACAAAUACAUCCAACCCCACCACUCCAGCUGCUGCACUCUACCUCCCUCCACCUCCAAUAGCUAGACGUCCACCAGCCCUCCUACCACCUCCCCUUCCCACCAUAAAUCCCCCGGAUGGGGACGCUUUAGAACCACCACCAGAACCUGCAUCGACUCCUCGACAAGAGGUGAGCCCAAACGUUGAGUGGGGAAUGGACAAUAGCGUACCUCCUACUCCCAUAAAAUCCUCCGCGUCGACUCCUCCACGAGAGGUACAGUCAAAUGUCGACGACAUCCUUCACUUAAACUCCCCAUUAACCCAAUUAUCCCUAUCCCCUCCACCCUCGCCAUCUCCGGCAGCCAAAGUGCCAGAAAACCGAAGUGAAUCUCCAUCUCCUCCACGAGAGGUACGUCGAUUGAUGGACCACUUCGAACACUUCCCCCACAAUCUGCCGGAGAAAAGGACGCGCGAACCAGUAACGGCACGCCAAGCCUACUGGGAGGACAAUGAAGUCGGCGAUUUUGACUGGUACGGUGGAAUCGAAACAGAAACCGCAUAUGUCAGUCUUGAUCACCCAGCUAAGCUUCUCAUAAAGGAGCCACUCGCCUCAGUCUUGAAGAAAUCCCAUUUCCAAAUACCUCCUGACGAACCACCCUCCAAACCCCUCCCAUUAAUUCCCUGGCAACCCCCAAACCAUCGCUCCAACUUUGUCUUCAUUCCCUUUCACAACGCAAUCGACUGCGCACUAAGCGUGUCCACCCAGCUCGAACCCUCAUCUCUCAAGGAGGCACUGAGGAGGUCUGACGCUGACAAAUGGGUUGAAGCUGCCGCUGAUGAGAUUGGUGCACACAUGAGAAAUGGCACGUGGGAAUUAGUUCCCCUACCGGCAGGGAGAAAGGCGAUCGGGAGUCGUUGGGUGUUCAAAAUCAAGAAGAAUGCCGACGGCUCUAUCGAACGUUAUAAGGGCAGAAUCGUGGCAAAAGGAUACGCACAACGUGAGGGGGUCGACUUCACCGACACCUUUGCACCAACUGCUCGAUUCGGCGCACUGCGAACGGUCAUUGCCCUGGCGGCUAUUGAAGACUUGCACCUUGAGUCCGUCGACAUAUCCACUGCUUUCCUCAAUGGUGAGAUCGACACAGAGGUCUAUAUGGAGCUCCCGGAAGGCCUAGAAGCUGAAGGGGACCCCAAAGUCAAGUACGUCGUCAAACUCCUGAAGAGCCUGUACGGCAUCAAACAAGCCCCUCGCAUCUGGUCCAAGAAACUGCUUUCUGAACUGAAAGCACUGGGUUUCCAACGCCUGGAAUGUGACCACUCCGUCUUCAUCUACGAGCGCGACGAUGUCCGUGUCAUAGUCCCAGUGUACGUUGACGACCUGGUAAUCGCAUCGAAAUCCCAAGACGCAAUUGACGCGUUCAAGAGUCAGCUCAGGAGCCGCUUCAAAAUGAGGGAACAAGGACCUACCACUUUCAUUCUAGGCAUCAAACUCGAACGCGAUCGCCCCAAUCGUACCAUCAAACUUUCUCAGUCAACGUAUAUCGAAAACAUGAUCGAGAAGUACAUACCACAUGAGAUACUGAAUGGGGUAGACGUGCCGAUGAAAGAUAACGAGCCACUCUCAACGAAGAUGUGUCCUCAAACACCCGACGAAAUCGAAUUCAUGAGCAAAAUACCGUACAGAGAAGCAGUAGGAAAGCUACUCUACCUUUCGAUUGCAACUCGACCAGACAUAUCGUAUGCCGUCGGGGUACUGUGCCGCUACAAUGCAAACCCAGGGCAGAAGCACUGGGCAGCAGUGAAGCACCUCCUUCGCUAUCUCAGCCGUACCAAGGAUCUCAAAUUGUGCUACUCACCAGACAGCUCCAUGGAGCCUUUCACAACUUACUCGGAUGCCGACCUAGGCGGCAACAUCGACAACUCGAGAUCAACCGCGGGAUUCCUCAUCAAAGUCGGCACUGGCGUCGUCCACUGGGGAAGUAAACUUCAUCGACAAACAUCUCUAUCCACGACAGAGUCCGAGUACACAACGGCGUCGGCCAGUGGCUGCGAACUAAUGUGGAUGCGCUAUUUCCUCGAAGAGAUCGGGUACGACAUGUCGAAACCUUCUUUGUUGAAGAUGGACAGCGCCUCCGCCAUCCAAGUAGCCAAGAAUCCCGAGCACAUCAGCACGAUGAAACACGUACACCGAUGUUAUAAUUGGAUUCGCGAAAAGGUCGAAGAGACAAAAGAAAUCCGCAUCGCUCAU